AUGUCGGUUGCUAACGCCGCCGUUGCCACCACCAAGGCAGUCUUUUGUACUCAGAAGGGUGGUCCCGAGAUCAGAGAUUUAGGACAAGCUGCUGCUCAAGCUCCAGACCUGGGAGAAGAUGAGGUGCUCAUCCGAAAUGUAGCCGUCGCGUCGAAUCCCAAGGACUGGAAAGUUGCCCGCUGGGGAAUGUUUGAAGGUAUCGAGGGCAACGACGUGGCAGGCACGAUCGAAGCGGUGGGCAGCAAAGUGACCCGCUUCUCAGAGGGCGAUCGCGUCGCCGCUUUCACCAGAGUGGCCACGCACGACAAGUACGGAGCUUAUCAAGCCAGGAGCGUCGCCCCUGCCUGCACCACUUGGCACAUUCACGCAAACACGACGUACGAGCAGGCUGCUGCCCUCAAUUUGGCCUUUCUCACAGCUGCUGUGGGCCUGUACGUGACCCUCGGCCUUCCUGAGCCGCAGGACAACUCGCAGCCCAUUUCAGGCGCAGAGAAGCAAGGGGUGAUCGUGUGGGGUGCAGGCUCCACGCUCGGCGACUACGCCGUCCAACUAGCCAAAAAGAGUGGCCUGCGCGUCAUCGCCGUAGCGGGCAACAGCGCCUCUUAUGUCCAAUCGCUCGGGGCUGACGCCGUCGUCGAUUACCGUUCAAAGGAUGCCGUCGACCAGAUCGUCAAGGCUGCCAGAUCGCUCGAUGGCGUUUCGUGGAAGUGCGUGCUCGAUGCGGUCUCCGAAAAUGGCUCGGUCGAGAGCUCGGUGGAGGUCAUGGACCAAUUGGGCGGUGGUAGGGUCAUCACCACAUUGGCAUCCCACAUGGAAGAGAAGCGCAAAGAUACGGUCGAAAGAUACUCGGUCGGGUCGGCUUACGGUGCCAAUGGGCACAAGUCGGAGAGGUGGAACCAAUUGGUGGCCGAGUGGGUGGAGCGAGGUACUUUCAAGGUUCAUCCCAUCAAGGUGAUGCCAAACGGACUGGCGAGCGUGCCGGAAGGUAUCAAGCUGCUCGAAGAGGGCAAGGUCAGCGGACACAAGCUUGUUUGUGAGUUAGUUUCGACUCGAAUGUCGAUCGCUUCACCAAGUUGA
This is a messenger RNA of Ceraceosorus guamensis, 1077 nucleotides long. RefSeq names its product GroES-like protein. The record is from RefSeq and is a predicted model, not a curated record. The transcript is spliced from 3 exons. Bases 1 to 1077 code for a protein of 358 amino acids. Gene Ontology annotation, molecular function: oxidoreductase activity, acting on NAD(P)H. NCBI's taxonomy places the organism in Eukaryota, Fungi, Basidiomycota, Exobasidiomycetes, Ceraceosorales, Ceraceosoraceae.